Messenger RNA from Gadus morhua (Atlantic cod), 1679 nucleotides. RefSeq names its product rhomboid domain containing 3 (gene rhbdd3). The record is from RefSeq and is a predicted model, not a curated record. Gene Ontology annotation, cellular component: membrane. NCBI's taxonomy places the organism in Eukaryota, Metazoa, Chordata, Actinopteri, Gadiformes, Gadidae. The coding region runs from base 42 to 1253 and encodes 403 amino acids. The transcript is spliced from 6 exons. Gene Ontology annotation, molecular function: serine-type endopeptidase activity; protein binding.
CCCCUCCCACUCUUAAAACACCACACGUCUAGCUGGACCUUAUGGGGGCUGACCCGGGACCAGAGGCACAGCUUGUGAACAGGAAAGGCGCUGGGAGUUGCUGUGGACGUGGAGCCCUCAGGAUGCUGGACCGCAUGUUCUCCUUGUGGUUCUGGUUCGGGUCCGCUCGCCCCGGGUUCUUCCUCUGGACGGCGGCGGUGUGGUCCGGGAUCCUCCUCAUGUACCACAGGGGGGUCCACGCUAGUCUGAGCCUGGGUCCCGGGGGGGACUUCCCUCGCCUCACAGAUGUGCUCCUCUACGCCUUUAGCCAUGAGGAUCUGCCCUCGCUCCUGGUCAACACCAUCCUGCUCCUGCUCCUGGGCCCGUGCCAGGAGCGGCGCUGGGGCACCCUGGCCCUCGUCUGUCUGUCCCUCCUGUCCGCCCUCCUGCUGCCGGUCCUCUACUCCCUGCUCCUGUUCGUCGGGGGGGGGGAGGCCAGUCGGAUCAGCGGCUACUCGGCCCCCCAGCUGGCCCUGUUCACCGCCCAGUGCCGCCAGGUGACCCAGAGGAGGCUGCUGGGAUGCGUGCCCGUCUGGUUCCUGCCGUGGCUGGUCCUGCUGGCCGGUCUGGUGCUGCUGCCCGGGACGCCGGCCCUGCUCCACUUCUGUGCGAUCUGCCUGGGACACAACUAUCGUCAGUCUUUCAUUGGGCUUUUCCAAGAACUGGAGAAUGCCACAAUUUUCAAGCGUGUUCCUGAAUGGGUCUGCGUCUUCACCACCACUACCCUACCUACCCUACCCUACUACAUCACGUCUGGCCCCAGGCUGCCCCCCUCCACCACGCCCAGAAGGUCUGGAUCCCCAUCUCAAUGGAAACCUUCUGGCGGGGCUGAUACUUCUGCUAGCCACCCGACCCGAGACCCCUCGCCCCGACACCAGAGCCCCUGGUCCGAGCCGGGGCCUUCGUGGGCGCUAGAAGGAGCUGCUGCUCUGGGUGAACACCGCCUACUGGAGGAAGAGAUGAUGAAGGCAGGGAUCUUGGCCUCCUUACAAGACACGUCUGAGGACCCUGAGGGGAGGGUGGAGGUGCCAAAGUCCUCUGUCUCCUCUCUCAGACUGCAGCAGCUUGAAAGAAUGGGAUUCCCGACUGAGAAAGCGGUAGUUGCGCUUGCGGCCUCAAAACAACUAGAUGGCGCCAUAUCCUUGCUGAUCGACAACCGCGUUGGUGACCAGUCAGUGAUGGUGUCAAAGGGGAGGGGCACUCCGUCCCCGUAGAAAACCACAUCAUAUGUUGCAUGUGAUCUUUGAUAGUGACAUGGCAUUGUGUUGCAAUAGUAAAAUAUGCUUGGGUUAUGCUGAGCUUAAGUGUUGUUAAAUGUUCCCUGUGGGCCUUUGUUGAUAACAAAAAUAAGUUUAUAUCAAUAUUAAACAUUGAAUCAAUCAGAUGUUCUUGGUAUGACUUUCCAGAUGGACACAUUUUUUCAGUGUAGUCAAUGUGACAAAAAAAGGAGACAUGUUAAAAAAAACGGAACUUAUUUUUAUUAUAUCAACGACAGGAUUAUCCUAACACAAUACCACCUUGGCAAGCAAUAAAAAAAACUAUCAAAAUAUAAUAUGAAGAUACACAUAUCCGCAUACAAAACAUACUUCAGUUGAUCAAAAUUUAAAUAAUGAAUAUGUUUGUAGGAAUAAAAAAUAAAU